Aspergillus homomorphus CBS 101889 is the source of this 971-nucleotide messenger RNA. RefSeq names its product V-type proton ATPase proteolipid subunit. The transcript is spliced from 8 exons. Lineage: Eukaryota; Fungi; Ascomycota; Eurotiomycetes; Eurotiales; Aspergillaceae. Bases 209 to 697 code for a protein of 162 amino acids. Gene Ontology annotation, molecular function: proton-transporting ATPase activity, rotational mechanism. Gene Ontology annotation, biological process: proton transmembrane transport. Gene Ontology annotation, cellular component: proton-transporting V-type ATPase, V0 domain. The record is from RefSeq and is a predicted model, not a curated record.
CUCUCCGUUCACCUACAGAUCACACCUGCUGCCCCAAUCUACUCCAAGCCUCAGUAUCUCCAUCGAGCGCUUUCUCCAGUCUUUCGCUUCAUGGUCAACUGACCGGCAGUUCCCUUCCACAGCUGCUUGUUUUCAGUGCCUCGAACCUCCUGUCUCUUGUCACCUCCCCGCCCAGUCCCAACCUUGCGGUGUCUCGCACUAUUUCACCAUGGCGGACAGCGAGUUCUCUCCUAAAUUCGCUCCAUUUUUCUCCUUUGCAGGGAUUGCAUCGGCUAUGAUUUUCGGAUCAUUGGGAGCAGCAUAUGGAACAGCCAAAUCAGGUAUCGGUAUCUCCGGUGUCGGAACCUUCCGACCGGAUCUGAUCAUGAAGUCCCUGAUCCCCGUCGUUAUGUCCGGUAUUAUCGCCGUCUAUGGCCUCGUCAUUGCGGUCCUCAUUGCUGGUGAUAUGGAUCCGCCCCCGACCCGGAAUAUGAGUCUCUAUACUGGAUUCAUGCACUUGGCUUCUGGACUGUCGGUUGGCCUCGCAGGCGUGGCUGCCGGAUACACUAUUGGAAUCGUGGGAGAUGCGGGUGUGCGUGCGUACAUGCAACAAUCGCGAGUUUAUGUCGGCAUGAUUCUGAUUCUCAUUUUCGGCGAGGUUCUUGGUCUCUAUGGCUUGAUUGUUGGUCUCAUUCUCAACUCCAAGAGCUCCGGUUAGAGGGUUCGGCUGGUCGCGAUCCUCUUUCCCUGUUUCCGCAGUCGUUGGCCGUUUCUACUCGAGUCAACUCCCUCAAACCCUAUAUACAGUCCGUGAACUCGGGUAGGAUGCACUCCAGGCUUUCCAAGCAGAAAAAAGAAGAAGCUAGAAUCUGGAUGUGUCCAACUCCACAUGCGCCUAUGGUAUCCAUAUUCAUCUGCUGGCCCUUCGGGGCUGUGGCUUCAAUGUACUAGUACUUGGCUUAUGUGUCCAUACAACAAACAUGCAAUCCUGG